This is a messenger RNA of Rhipicephalus sanguineus (brown dog tick), 2751 nucleotides long. RefSeq names its product thyrotropin-releasing hormone-degrading ectoenzyme. Gene Ontology annotation, molecular function: metalloaminopeptidase activity; peptide binding; zinc ion binding. The record is from RefSeq and is a predicted model, not a curated record. Gene Ontology annotation, biological process: peptide catabolic process; proteolysis. The transcript has 21 exons. Bases 1 to 2751 code for a protein of 916 amino acids. Gene Ontology annotation, cellular component: cytoplasm. NCBI's taxonomy places the organism in Eukaryota, Metazoa, Arthropoda, Arachnida, Ixodida, Ixodidae.
AUGGGUCGCAUCGACCGGCUCACGAAUGGCGUGGUGAUCGGCACGGUGACCACGGCGGUGGUGAUCAUCCUGGUGAUCUUCAUCGCCACCGAAAGGCGCGUGUUCAUCCAGCACCAAUUAUUUCCGAUGGCCGCGGGCGAGUCCGGACCGCCGCCGCUCGAGGACGUGGUGCCGCCACAGCCGUGGUCCCUGGUCGACCGCCAGGCCUACUUGAGCCACGACAUCGUGGCUCCGUCCUCGGGGAAGCGUCACCACACGCGCCGCCUGCCCCGACACCUGGUGCCCGUCCACUACUCGCUUGAGCUGCAGCCCCAGCUGGAGGGAAAACCCAAGCAGGUGGACACUUUCCGCGGACACGUCGACAUACUCGUCAACUGCACGGCCGAGGCGGACGUCAUCACUCUGCACGCAUCUCCAGAGCUGGAGCUGUCGUUGAGCGGCCACAAGGCCUUGGCACACCUCCUCCUGACCUUCUUCGAGCCGACGUUCGCACGAAGAGCCUUUCCGUGUUUCGACGAGCCAGACUUCAAGGCCGUCUUCACGGUGACGAUUGUGAGACCGGAAGGCUACACUGCUCUGUCUACUAUGCCAGUUCAAAAACAGGAAGAAAGAUCGCACGGCUUUGUGGCGGAUACGUUCGCGCCGACCAUGCCCAUGUCCACGUACACUCUGGCCUUUGCGGUCCUCAACUUCUCGUCCCAGAGCAACGGAAACGUUACCAUAUGGUCACUGACUGACAGGUCUCCGUACCUGGAGUACGCUCUGGAAGUGGCUCCAAAACUACUCAAAUUUUACGAAGAUCUGCUGGGCGUCGCCUAUCCGCUACCGAAGAUGGACAUGAUAUCCCUGCCGUCGUUCUUGGCGGAUGCCAUGGAGAACUGGGGCCUGCUCACAUUCCACGAGCAGUGCCUUCUGUACGACGAGCGGUCGACGCCAUACAAGAAGCCACUCAUCGCGGGCCUCAUAGCCCACGAGAUUGCGCACCAGUGGUUCGGCAACUUGGUCACGAUGAACUGGUGGAGCGAUCUGUGGCUCAACGAGGGAUUCGCCACGUACAUGCAGUACACCGGAGCAGACUACAUCCAGCAGCAGUGGCGAAUGAUGGAUCUGUUCGUGGUUAACGAAAUGCAGCCUAUCUUGAGAGCUGAAUCCACGGUGACGGCACAUCCAGUGUCGGUGACAUCGAAUUCGACACAUCACUUGGAUGCACUGUUUGACAGAAUCGUGUACAGCAAGGCAUCAAGCGUGAUUCGAAUGAUGGUGCAUUUCCUGACACCGGAGGUAUUCAUCCGUGGUCUUAAGGCCUACCUGAUUAAAUACAAGUUCAAAAAUGUCAAACAAGAAGACCUGUUCCACGAACUCAGCUCAGCUCAAGGUGACGAACCAAAGGUGAGCGUGAAGCGAGUGAUGAAGUCCUGGGUAAAGACACCCGGCUACCCUCUGCUGACGGCCACCAGGAACUACAGCACGGGAACAGUCGUCGUCACGCAGGAAGCCUACGCACCGGCAAGGGGCAACCGGCAUGACACGAAAACCACCUGGAACAUUCCCAUGACGUACACGACCAUGUCAGAGAAAAACUUCGACGAGAAUGCCAAGAUCGAAUGGCUUAACAAGCGAGAAGGGAAACUCAAGAAAAAAGUGGAAGCAGGCAACCAGUGGCUGAUAGUGAACAUCCAGCGCGUUGGUUACUACCGGGUCAACUAUGACAUCUUCAACUGGAGGCUGCUGCAGUCUCAACUGAGAGAGAAACCCGAGGCAAUACACGUCUUGAAUCGGGCACAGCUCAUUGAUGAUGCCUUGGAUCUUGCAAAGAACGGCCACCUGCCUUACGACAUUGCCUUGGAGUUCCUGGACUUGGUUCGUCCAGAAGACGACUACAUGCCCUGGAAAUCGGCUCUGGACGGCAUGCAUGACCUCGAUUUCUUGAUCAGGAAGACCAAGUACUACAGAAAGUAUCAGGUGUUUGUGCGGUUCAUUCUAGAGAAGAAGUUCGAAGCCUUCAUACAAGAAAAGAACAGCAACCUCACUGUCGCUGACGACCUGCUUCGCAAAGCGAUUAUCAUGAACUCGUGCUACUUCGAGAACGAAGCUUGUCUGGCAUUCUCAACGAACAAGUUCAGAACCUUCCUGAAUGAACCUUCCAAGAUACAAAAGGCUCUGCGAAAGAAUCCGUGGCGCACCAUGGUGGUGCUGUGCCAAGGCGUGCGUCUGGAAAAUGGCAGCCACUGGCAGUUCGUGCUCGACCACCUGGACGACGCCGCCACGGACGAAAGCAAACGCGCCACCGUCAGGGCACUCGGAUGCACCAGGAAUCGAUCCCGACUCAUAGAACUCCUGAAUCACGCCUUGGACAAGCCCGAGUUUCCAGGCAAGAUGCAGUACAUAUUCGAGAGCCUCAUGGAGACUCCAGUGGGCGAGGAGCUCGCCUCAGACUUCUUCUUGAAGAACCUCAAGAAGCUCAUUCGCAAGUACGGCACGGGAUCUUCUAUGAAGCAUGCCAUACGGGCCGUCGUCACAGGAGUCCGCAGCGUCGAUCGGUUUACAAAGAUCAAGAACUUCCACGAAGACCUCUCUCGGCGUCGCCGAUUUCCUCGAAGGGUGGACAUGGCGUUUGUCGGCGCAUUGUCCGAGGCCGAGCGUGCGCUGCUCUGGGCGCAGAGUCAUGGCCCCGAGGUCGAGAAGUGGCUUGACGAGAAGAUGGCCAAGUAUCCGUUUCUGUACGAGGAUGUCGUUAGAGCCAUGUACUAA